AGGGUGUUGACUCUGGAUCUUAUGAUUAAAAGAACUUUGGCUUCACAUCAGGAGAACAAGAGCUGAGCCUGCACCGCCGCAACAUGACCUCCAGCCGGUUCCUCCUCCUCUCUCUCCUCCUCUGCCUCCUCCCCGUGUGCCUCUCUUGCCCCGCCCUCUGCCGCUGCUUCUCCCGCCGCGCCGAGGUGGUCUGUGACUCCACCCCCUUCGACUCAUUCCCAUCGGACUCCCUCCCCCAAAACACCUCCAUUCUAACCAUCCAAUUCACCAACAUCUCCACCAUCACUGAGACCCACCUCAACCGCACCCCAAACCUUCAAGAACUCCACCUGUUCAGCAACCAAAUCCAAAACCUGGGACCCCAUCUGCUCCGAGGACUUCCAAAACUUCGUAGUCUAGAUCUUACCGACAACAAACUCACCAACUUACCUGCCAACGUCUUUAGCCACGCUCCUCUCGAAAGUUUGGUUUUGAAAAACAACCAAAUCGAAAUAGCGGGUGAAGAUUGGUUGUCAGAAAACAGCACGUUGACAUGGUUAGACUUAUCUGGAAAUCGUUUGACAAAAAUCCCGGGUAGCUUGUUUGGCAAACUCCCGAAUCUCGACAAUCUCGAUCUCCCAAACAACCGAUUAGAGAAGGUUACGGAAAGGUCGCUAGAUGCGCUAACCAAAUUGGAACGGCUAAACCUGAACAACAACAAAAUAGACACUCUGGAUUCCACGGUUUUCCAGAAAAAUCUAAACUUGACACAUCUCUUUAUAUCACGGAAUAAACUUCAAAAACUUCCGCAGGGUUUGUUUCGGAAUUUGGUGAAUCUUCAGCAUUUGAAUUUGGAAGAAAACCAGUUGCAGACAAUGGCGCCGGGUUCGUUGGAUUCGCUGGUGUCUCUGGAGGAAGAGGGACUCGACCUGGCGGGUAAUCCAUGGACCUGCGACGGAAAGAUCGAGUAUCUGUGGAGGUGGAUGAACAAGAACAAGAGCAGGGUCUUCCUUCCCGACACGGUCAAAUGUGCCGCUCCGCCAGCUCUGAUUGGACGGUCGGUCGUGUCACUGACGCAGAGUGAAAUCAAAGCGGCGGCAUAGUGUUUAGUUUGGUGUGUUUUGAGUUUGGAGAUUAGCCUAGCACAUACAGCUAACGGGCUGGUGGAAAGGCUGUAUACAUUUGAAAUAAAUAAAAUGCAUGUUGUUUUUAGUUUUGUGUUUUAUAGUGUUACAUACACGUACACAGAACUCAAUAAAUAUGUUUGACUGUUUUCAGGAUAUUCUUUUAUACUAACAAUAUUUCCCAGUAAAUAUCCUUCAUCCAAAACAUACCUGGAGUUACAUUUUGUUUCAUUCACACUAGUUUAAACCACUUUCAACAUAAAAGCUCCAGUGUUUACCACCUGCACAAAGGCCUUUAUUGUGAAAAGGUCAGACAGGAGACAACACAAUAAUGAAGCUUAACUGUGCAGACGACAGACAGUGACUGUGACUGUGGGUUCAGAUGAUUAUAAAAAUCAUCUGGUUUGUUUCAGUGGUGACUCUGGAACAGUUACACGUCGCCAUGGAGAUCACAUGAACAAAAAUCACAUCAUAGACACAGAUUUCACACCUGAUCACUCAAAAAUGUAAUUAAGCUCAAAGGGGCGGUCACAGUGGACAGUAAAAGACAGUAAAAUCAAGAUAUAGAGUCAUAAAAGGUCAAAUAAGAAGAAAUGUCAUGGCCUGUUUGGGUUAAAGUUUGGACAUUUAAAAAAACAAACUUCUGCUUAAAACUGCAUUGUAGAUCCCACCUGCCCCUUUACAGUAUGUCACCAUAAACGUCAUAAACAGAGCUCCUCUUCUAGAUCAGGCUGAUGGCGCCGUGUUUAAAGAGAUACACAUCACUGCAGUUAGCACGGAUUUUUUUAUUUGUGCCAAAAUGUCUAAGCGUAUCACCAUUUCAGAAAAACUGUACACACAAAAUUGGACAAAAAAGCAGUUUGUGUGUACGGAGGCGCUUUGAAUGAGAAUAAAGGAGGUU
Periophthalmus magnuspinnatus is the source of this 2004-nucleotide messenger RNA. Its product is annotated as leucine-rich alpha-2-glycoprotein-like. The record is from RefSeq and is a predicted model, not a curated record. The transcript is spliced from 2 exons. Lineage: Eukaryota; Metazoa; Chordata; Actinopteri; Gobiiformes; Gobiidae. Gene Ontology annotation, molecular function: protein binding. The coding region runs from base 84 to 1082 and encodes 332 amino acids.